CUUGCUCUUAGUUUAAGCCAAGUGUUUCACUACAAAUUUUUCCUCAAACCCCACAUAAUUAACCAAGUUUUCUAAUAUCCCAAUUCCCUAUUUUGAUCCUUCAAUUAGGUUCAUAGUUGGUGGUAGUGGCUAGUUUAAUUUCACCAUAUAUGGCACCACAUGGAGAAUCUUUGCCUAGUAGCACUUUCUCUACUAGGAGCAACAACAACAUAUUAUCAAAGCCACCAAAGCUUUCAUCUGAGAAUCUUCAAAGAACCAUCUCGGACAUCUCCUUCGAGCUAGCGAAAGAAGCCAUGAUCGAUUCUUCUAAGAAUAAUAACAAUACCAAGCAGCUUUCGUCGAUAUCCGAGGUUGAAGUAGAUGGAAAGUGUGAGUGUUGUGGCAUGUGUGAGGAGUGUACUCUUGAGUACAUGGACCGCGUCCGCGACAAGUUCCUAGGGAAGUUUGUGUGUGGUUUGUGUUCUGAGGCCGUGAAGGAAGAGUUGGAGAAAAAUGGAGGGAAGAAAGAAGAGGCUUUGAGUUCACACAUGAGUGCAUGUGUUAGGUUUAACAAGUUUGGAAGGGCAUUUCCGGUAUUGUUUCAAGCUGAAGCAAUGAAGGAGAUGCUGAAGAAGAGUAAGUUUGAUGGAAAAAUUAGGGCUAAGUCUAUUAGCCCUAGAGAGAAAGGAGGAGGGAUCAUCAAUAAAGGAGGGCUUGCUCGUAGUUCAAGUUGUAUUCCAGCAAUCACAAAAGAGUUAAAUGAAAUCAAAAUAGCUCAUUAAUUAAUUUUUGGUAAAAAUUCAGGUUCAGUUUACUUCACGUGUAGCUAAUGAUUCUCUACUAUUAACUUCACGUGAAGUUGACUGCAGCUGAGUUUCUACUUUAAUUUUAUGUGUUUGAAUGAUACUAUAAGUACAGUUAAGUUUGAGUUAAGAUAAAAGAACAUGGUUACUCACAUGAAUAUGAAUAAACUUUAUGUUUGAAUUAAGAUAAAAUGUUUUUUGCUGUAUUAAAUUAUUAUUGAUAAUUUGAUACUAGCUUUCUAGCUAGGUAUAUGGGGACAUAGUCUUGUAUAUUUUAUACAUGUCUCCAAUAGUUUCUCUUCUUAGUGCAGAUUAAAAUAUGCUUCAUGAAACCCCAAAGUUGAUUCUUAGGU
Arachis ipaensis is the source of this 1135-nucleotide messenger RNA. RefSeq lists its product as uncharacterized. The record is from RefSeq and is a predicted model, not a curated record. Lineage: Eukaryota; Viridiplantae; Streptophyta; Magnoliopsida; Fabales; Fabaceae.